Cadophora gregata is the source of this 309-nucleotide messenger RNA. RefSeq lists its product as uncharacterized. The transcript is spliced from 2 exons. Bases 1 to 309 code for a protein of 102 amino acids. NCBI's taxonomy places the organism in Eukaryota, Fungi, Ascomycota, Leotiomycetes, Helotiales, Ploettnerulaceae. The record is from RefSeq and is a predicted model, not a curated record.
AUGAUGACAUCAAGUUCAAGCAAGUAUUCGACUACAGCUGUCGAUGGUUCGGCGUACGAGUUCGGUUCAUCUCCGUCUAUCUCUGCACAGAAGACGCCUGCCCACCAAGCAGAACAAAGGGAAUUUACCAUUCAUCGCAUCAAAUCUUUCAUAUCGGACACUUCGAUGCAUACUAUCGUCGCCAUUCAUGCGCGCAAUGCGAAUGCCAUCGUCGCGGCUCGACAACAUGCUGCAGCCGCCAACAUUGCUUCUUUCGAUGAGGCUUUUGAUAAACACAAUGGGAACAAGAAGUACAAAGAGAACAAUUGA